AUGUCGAAAACCAUUGUGAUCCUAGGAAUCACUGGAAAACAGGUAAAUAAUCUAUGCAACAGCUUGUUCGGAAUAACAACUAAGAUCUGUAGGGUGGCUCAGUAGCUGAUCGUUUUCUAGCCCUUCCGGAUUGGAAAAUCCGAGGCAUAACCCGCAACACUACCUCCAAAUCUGCUCUAGCUCUUUCAUCCAAAGGAAUUGAACUCACUGUUGCAGAUUUCAACGAUCCCCCAACUAUCAAGACUGCCUUUGAAGGAGCGACGGCAAUCUUUGUUAACACAAACUUCUGGGAACCAUUCUAUAACCCCGGAACCAAAGCUCUCCUCAAAGAAGGCCAAUCGCUUAACGAAUACUGCUACGAAGAAGAAGUACAACAACUCAAAAACAUUGCGGAUGCAGCAGCAAAGGCUGAAGGACUGGAGAGAAUCGUGCUCAGCGGCCAGUGUAAUGUUGAUAAGUGGGCAAAUGGAAAGUACAAAGCGGUGUAUCAUUUUGAUAGCAAGGCAAGAGGGGCUGAGUAUUUGAAAGAGAAGUAUCCUGAUCUGGCUGAGAAAAUGACCGUCUUGAUUAUGGGGAACUAUAUGGCGAACUGGAAGGAUGGUCUGUAUUUCCGAAAGGUAUGAUCGAAAACUCCACCUACUUGACUUUCAGUUCUAAUCAGAGUAUAGACACAGGAAGGAACUAUCAAGCUCCCCGUCCUCAAAGGAACUCAACGCAAUCUCCGGGCUCAAGUUGAUACCCGUGACACGGGUGCUUUAGUCUACGCAGUUCUCAACUGUACACCAGGGAAAACCAUCCUCGGAGCUGGAUGCCAAGUUUCCUGGACCGAUCAAUUCAAGAAAUGGUGUGACAUGCAAAACUUGAUUUACGGGGGUUUUGAUGAGGUAACGCUUGAGCAAUUCGAGAAGUUUGCUCCUAUUCCGGGUUUGAUGACGGAGAUUGGUGAAAUGAUGUUAUUCGAGGAUGAGUUUGGAUAUACUGGUGGGGAGGAAAUCGUGCUUCCUAAGAAUGUGAGUUUUUGUGUCUUGUUCCACCAACAGACAUUUCGCUAAUAAGUUUCUGGUAGUUGGGCGUGCCUUUUCAAAUGACCAGUGGGGAGGAGUACGUCAAGAAGGAGGAUUGGUCUCGUGUUUUGGCUACAUUGAAGUAG
This is a messenger RNA of Hymenoscyphus albidus, 1150 nucleotides long. NCBI's taxonomy places the organism in Eukaryota, Fungi, Ascomycota, Leotiomycetes, Helotiales, Helotiaceae. The record is from the annotation of a GenBank genome assembly.